AAAACAAACACAAAAGAACAUGUAAACAAAUGUAUGCACUUGAAAUGUUCUCUUGAAAACAACAGGUGUAUCGGACGGGGAUAAUAAGAUUAUGGGGAUAUUUUAUUAAGGGGGUCAUCACACAACGCAAUAGCCUUUGUUAGAGCAUUCAAAACGAAGUGUGGCAACUCUGAUGCACAAAACAUACAUAAUUAUUCAAAGCGUUUUCCCAAAUGAAGUCAAGCUGAGUAACAAGGAGUGCUCAUCAAUAUAAUAUCAAAGAAAAAAAAAAUAGCAACAUUUGCUUGAAAAUGGACGUGGAAAGUGAGGGGAUUGAUGCUAUCGAGGCAUGCCGAACGUGUGGCGUUUAUUAUAUGACCACAACCAACUAUUUGCAGCCACUUUUUCAAUCGGCUUUAGACUAUCCUGAAAUGAUGCAAAUACGCUUCGAACUUGCCCAAUGGAAAAUAGAGAUAAGUGAACAUGAUGGUUUGCCGCAAUAUAUGUGCAAUACAUGUAUACAUGAAUUCCUUAAAAUAUUUAAAUUCCGCACAGCCUGUACUGAGACCCAAGAACAAUUGCGUAUAUUCUACAAUAUGCGUGAGAAAAAUCUGGCAGAUAUUAAAAUAAAGACUGAAGUUAUGGAUCCGGCUGACGAAGCGCCUGAAUAUAACUUCAUCUAUGUGGAUGAUAUUAGUGAUGGUGAAUAUGACGAUAAUGUGACACCAUUUAAAGUUCCCCAUGUACCAAUUAAAGAGGAGUUGAUCGAAGAAGCCAAUGUUCCAUGUGAAAACAUUAAACAACUUCAUUCCGAGAAAGAGACACCAGAUGAAGGUGGCGAAACAGCUCCCUUGGUGUAUCCACAAACCUAUGAGCCAGAAUCAGCAUUGGUAGCUCAAGAGCCUGCUAUUCCAUCCGUCGAAUGUGAACUAUGCCAACAUUUGUCCCCCAAUCAGGAUGAACACAAACAACACUUACAACGUGUACAUGAAAUUCGCGACAUCGAAUGCCAUAUUUGUGGUAAAGUCUUUAAAAACUCAACAACAUCCCGCUUUAAAUUUCACCUUAAAUGGCACAAUCUUAACAAACAUGUCAAAUGUACUCAAUGUGGAUUUGUUUGCAAUUCUCGUGCUGCCCUCAAGGAACACAGGAGAGCCCAGCAUAGCAAAAUCAAUUGUAAAGUUUGUGGAAAAGCUAUAUUGGCAAAGAAAAUGAAAAGCCAUUUACGCCAACAUGAAAUCCUGCACAAAUUUUCCUGUGAAUAUUGCAAAGAAUCCUUCCAAACAAAUGAAGAAAAAGAAACUCAUAUAUGGCAAGUACAUGCCCAGGAAGAUGAUAAUGCACAAGAUCCGGAAACCUAUGAUCCCAACGAUGUCGAGUAUGAUGAUGAUGAUGAAAUUAUUCAUGUCGAAUUAUUAUGUGCUCAUUGUGAUGAAAAGUUUGACGAACAAAGUGACUUAAUAGACCAUGUAAAGCAACAACAUAGAUAUCAACAACAAACAAUGCCUGUUAUUAAACAAGAAAAAGCUGAAGAAGAAGAAAAUAAUGUUACAACUUUUGAAGACUAUGGAGAUGAGAAUAGUGGAAACCAGCUAAAUGACAACUCGCAAUAUGAUCAGAGUAAUGAAGAUGUGGACGACAAUGGCGGGGUAGAACAUGAACUGGAGGAACCGACACAUGCAGAAUUGUCCAAAUACAGCGAUGCCCCGCAAGAUGAAGACUGCGAAAGCUACAACAAUGAAGAUUAUAGUCAAUCUGAGUCGAUGACAAGAAAUGAAUCACAAGAUAGUUUGGAGAACAGUUCAUCAUUUAAUGAAUCAGGGAUGGAGGCAAAUGAUUCGGCUUUCGACCAGCAAAGUAAUAACAACAAUAAUGAUGAACAUCUACCAUUUGCUUGUGCAAAAUGUCCAAAUAAAUUUGCCACAAUAGAACAAUUGCUAGCACAUUGUAAACAACAUCAAAACGAGGAGCAAGACAAAUCGCCCACGGCGACAAAAUUUAGCUGCGAUAUAUGCCAUAAAGAAUAUCAGCUCAAAUUCAGGCUCAAUCUUCACAUGCGAAAACAUGCAAAAGCCGCCUCGUAGUAAUUUUUUAUUCAAUCAUCAUUACACUAUAUGGUCAUAAAGUGUAUAUAUGUAUAAGUUAUAUAACAUUAAGGAUAUAUAUAUAGAUUAAUUUGCAGUUUCAAUUUAAGAAUAUUUACUUAUCAUUUGUCUUCUUAAGCUUAACUGCAUGUAUUAGAAAAUGAAAAGUAUUUUCCAUAUGUUUGAAACGAUAUUUCGAAAUAAAACAAAGGUUAUUCUAGAA
Musca domestica (house fly) is the source of this 2286-nucleotide messenger RNA. RefSeq names its product zinc finger and BTB domain-containing protein 41 (gene E(var)3-9). The transcript has 5 exons. Gene Ontology annotation, cellular component: nucleus. Gene Ontology annotation, biological process: regulation of transcription by RNA polymerase II. Lineage: Eukaryota; Metazoa; Arthropoda; Insecta; Diptera; Muscidae. Gene Ontology annotation, molecular function: DNA-binding transcription factor activity, RNA polymerase II-specific; zinc ion binding; RNA polymerase II transcription regulatory region sequence-specific DNA binding. The coding region runs from base 291 to 2063 and encodes 590 amino acids. The record is from RefSeq and is a predicted model, not a curated record.